GCCGGAACCUUAACCAUGGAUGCACCGGCAUCAGUGACCUGGAUCGCUUUUACGCUGCAGAAAACGUCUGAAACGAUAGUUUUGAGGCAAGACAAGGAGUUCAUUUUUUGUAUGACUUUGAAGUGGAUUUAAUGAUGUUUUUUUUCCCCCCUGUACUGACACCGGGAAAAAUGUGACCGCAAAGAGUAAGUCACAGUGAUUCCAGCGACACGUGUCUGGUGUUUGUACGUGCUGGUUUCGCCGAGUUGUGCCUCCGGGAAGAAGGUCUCCACAUAAUGGAGCGAGAAUGAACAGAGAGCGGCUUAAAAAAAAGCAUGAACUGGAGGUUUAUUGAGGUCAUCUGCUUCCUGUUUAUAUGGGACCAUAUAACAGUUCAGUCUUCCCGCCAAGACCCACUGGCCACUGAGCAACAUGUCACCAAGCAAUAUGACUGGCUCAUCUCUGACCGUGGACCUUUCCACCACUCUCGGAGCUAUCUGUCCUUUGUGGAAAGAUUCCGCCAAGGAUUUACGACCAGAUAUAAAAUUUAUAGGGAAUUUGCACGUUGGAAGGUGAGGAACACAGCGAUUGAGAGAAGGGACCUGAUCCGGAACCCCGUGCCACUCAUGCCUGAGUUCCAGCGCAGCGUGCGCUUGCUGGGCCGCAGACCCACUACUCAGCAGUUCAUCGACACCAUCAUUAAGAAAUAUGGAACCCACAUUCUCAUCUCGGCCACCCUGGGAGGAGAGGAGGCACUGACUAUGUACCUGGCCAAAAACAAGCUGGACAGGAAGCUUGCCAAUGCUACACAGAACGUGGAAGCCCUUCAUCAGCUGGCCUCGUCAUACUUCAUUGACCGCGACGGUACGAUGAGGAAGCUGCACGAGAUCCAGAUUUCCACCAAUGCCAUCAAGGUGACAGAGACACGGACGGGGCCACUGGGAUGCAGCAGCUAUGACAAUCUGGACUCGGUUAGCUCAAUCCUUUUGCAGAGCCCUGAGAGCAAGCUUCAUCUGCAAGGUCUUCAGGUCAUUUUUCCAGAAUACCUGCAGGAGAAAUUUGUCCAGUCAGCUCUGAGCUACAUUAUGUGCAAUGGGGAGGGAGAGUACGUGUGCCGUAACAACCAGUGCAUCUGUCAGUGCGCCGAGGAGUAUCCGCAAUGCAACUGUCCCAUCACUGACAUCCAGAUCAUGGAGAGCACCCUGCUGGGGAUGUCUGAGUCAUGGGCUGCCUCUUAUAAAGACUUUGAGAGCUCUGAUGAGUUCAAGUCCUUCCUGAAGAGGCUGCCUUCCACUCACUUCCUUCCCAUCAGCAGUGUGCAUCUCCUGUGGGGCAGUGACUGGGACCUGCAGGCCCGCUACAGGCUCCUCCAGAGUUCCCUGGAGAUUCAGCGGCUCAAGAUCCACCGCACCGCCCGCAAGCUCUUUGGCCUCAGCAUCCGCUGUCACCACAACCCCAACCACCAGAUGCCUAGGGAGAGGUCUGUGAUGCAAUGGCUCAACAGGGUUCAGUCCUUCCUCUACUGCAAUGAGAACGGGUUCUGGGGGACCUUCCUGGAGAGCCAAAGGACAUGCGUGUGCCACACAGGUGUCACCCUGUGCCAGCGACCCAUCCCUUGUGUCAUAGGUGGCAACAACAGCUGUGCCAUGUGCAGCCUGGCCAACAUCUCACAAUGUGGCUCCUGCAACAAAGGCUACAAGUUGUACCGUGGUCGCUGUGAGCCACAGAAUGUGGACUCAGAACGUAGUGAGCAGUUCAUCAGCUUUGAAACCGAUCUGGACUUUCAGGACCUGGAACUCAAAUACCUGUUACAGAAAAUGGAUUCACGACUAUACAUUCACACUACUUUCAUCAGUAAUGAGAUCCGCCUAGAGACAUUCUUUGACCCUCGAUGGCGUAAGCGCAUGUCCUUAACUCUCAAAAGUAACAAAAACCGGAUGGACUAUCUCCACAUGAUAAUUGGUCUAUCAAUGAAGAUCUGCCAGAUGCGAAACAGCAGUAUUGACCCUAUGUUCUUUGUUUACGUCAACCCAUUCAGUGGUAGUCACUCAGAAGGCUGGAGCAUGCCCUUUGGUGAACAUGGUUACCCACGCUGGGAAAAAGUACGACUGCAGAACUCCCAGUGCUUCAACUGGACUCUUCUGCUGGGCAACCGGUGGAAGACCUUCUUUGAGACUGUGCACAUCUACCUGCGUAGCCGUGCUAAGAUCCCAACUGGCCUACGCAAUGACACAGGACAGGGUCCAGUGGAUCUUGCAGACCCUAACAAGCGCCAGAUCUACAUAAAAAUAUCUGAUAUCCAAGUGUUCGGCUACAGCCUGCGCUUUAAUGCCGACCUGCUCCGUAGUGCUGUGCAGCAGGUUAACCAGUCGUACACACAAGGAACUCAGUUCUACUCAUCCUCAUCUGUUAUGCUCCUGCUACUUGACAUUAGGGAUCGGAUUAACCGCCUAGCCCCUCCAUCUGCACCUGGCAAACCCCAGCUGGACCUCUUCUCUUGUAUGCUAAAGCAUAGGCUCAAGCUCAACAACAGCGAGAUGAUUCGAGUAAAUCAUGCCUUGGACAUGUACAGCACAGAGAUCCUAAAACAAUCAGAUCACCUGACUGCUAAACUCUGUUGAACAUAAUAACGUUAACGUAAGGACAGCAAACUAAACACAAACACCCAACAAAUGAACUAUAAGGGGAUAUUAAUCUUAAUUUUGUUUUCUCUUUUUCAUUUUUGGACCUUUUCUGCCUUUUGAUGUAAUAUUAACUUUGUAAGCAUAAUUCUUAAAGAGAAAAAGGAAAAAGGCAGUGAUGAAAAGCAUUUCAGGCAGAUAAAGAAGAUUAAUGGACCCAUUAUAAAGACUGUAUCAUAUUUGUCCCAGCAUGUCUGUCAUUCCCUAAAAGAAUUUAAAAGAGAGAGAGGAAAAAAAAGAAAUAUUAAAUCUAUGUACUGGUGAAAAAGAGGCCUUGAUUUUACUCUGAGGGAUCAAAGGUUAUAUCUGAAACUGCCAUUCUUUACUGAGAUAAAAAAAAAAAAAACAUUUUUAAAGGAAUAAUGACAUAACACAAGGGCAGACAGAUAUCCUUUUAUUUCAGCUAAUGUGCAAAAUAUUUCAGACAUAAUGGACAGUUUAAUAUUAAAGAUGUUUAUACAUUGUAAGGAUUAAAUAGCCCUAGUGAGUAAGUAGUCAACACAUUACUUAUAGACUCUUUAUUACAUUUCAAACCCACAGUGAAUCUGCAUUGCUCUUUGUGAGUUAUGAGGCACUCUGUCAUUGUUCUGACACAUAAGGCACACAGCAGGGCAGUAAUGGAUAGUCAUGUCAAAUAACAAAAGCCAGCUGUUUAUAUAUA
Molecule: messenger RNA, 3321 nt
Organism: Xiphias gladius (swordfish)
Lineage: Eukaryota; Metazoa; Chordata; Actinopteri; Istiophoriformes; Xiphiidae
Gene: brinp1
Product: bone morphogenetic protein/retinoic acid inducible neural-specific 1
Exons: 8
Coding region: 315-2600 (761 amino acids)
Biological process (GO): positive regulation of neuron differentiation; negative regulation of mitotic cell cycle
Source: RefSeq, a predicted model, not a curated record